Molecule: messenger RNA, 637 nt
Organism: Manihot esculenta (cassava)
Lineage: Eukaryota; Viridiplantae; Streptophyta; Magnoliopsida; Malpighiales; Euphorbiaceae
Product: protein PELPK1
Exons: 1
Coding region: 64-408 (114 amino acids)
Source: RefSeq, a predicted model, not a curated record
UGUUUUCCUUCAUCCCAAACAUAGCAUAAAGAUCUUUAAUUCACUUUAAGGUCUAAUAACAUCAUGGCUUCUUUCAAGUGCUUCAUCUUUGCUGCAUUUUUCGUCUCUUUGUCAUUUUCAAGCAUGGAUGUUGGCUCAGCUGCUCGUCAUCUUCAGCAAUUACCACCUUUGCCUUCAGUGCCAAAUUUGCCAAAGCCUUCAUUACCACCAUUGCCUAGUGUCCCAACUCUGCCACAGCCCACAUUACCCACAAACCCAUCUUUACCUAAGCCUACACUACCUCCACUUCCCAGCUUCCCUAGCGUCCCUAAGGUUGCUUUGCCUCCAUUGCCAAGUAUCCCAUCAAUCCCCACUAUUCCAAGUACAAUUCCCUCGAUCCCAUUCCUUUCUCCACCACCUGGCAACUAAGUAUGUUGGAUUAAAUUGUGGAAGAAGAUUGGAAUCUCGGACUCUGUAUUAGAAGAAUGCUGCUACAUCCCUUUGGAGUUAUUUGUGAUUUUGAUAGUUGUUUGUCAUUUAUUUCAUUAUGGGUUUGAUUUGAUUCUAUGAUUAUACGUAAUUAUUUGAUGUCCUAAUGAUUAUUACUUGUAAUUUUAUUGUGUUUUGAUGAUUAUUAUUUGAGAAAAUUAUUAUCUAA